This is a messenger RNA of Sebastes umbrosus (honeycomb rockfish), 2682 nucleotides long. Its product is annotated as lysine-specific demethylase 9. Bases 80 to 2419 code for a protein of 779 amino acids. The transcript is spliced from 7 exons. Lineage: Eukaryota; Metazoa; Chordata; Actinopteri; Perciformes; Sebastidae. The record is from RefSeq and is a predicted model, not a curated record. Gene Ontology annotation, cellular component: nucleus.
GGAGGACUACACGCUUCAUGUUCGGGCGCCUGCGCAGUAGGAACCCCCGAGCCCCUUUAAAUCGAGCCUACGUGCAAAGAUGGCAGCCCGAGUCGACCUGCUCAGAGCCAAAGUAGAAGAAGAACAGGUGAGGGACAGUCUCGACAGGUUCAUUAAAGAGGAGAAGAAGAGGAAGAAGAAGAAGAGGGAGCUGUCGCCGUCGGCUGACAAACGGGAGAAGUGUGUGAAAGAAGCGAAGAAAGUGAAUCUCCAUCACCACCAGCAGCACCAUCACAACCACCACCAGCAGCACCAGCAGCACCAACCCGCCGAGCAGUGGAGCCAGCAGCCGCAUCAGCUGCAACACAACCCGAAACCCCACAAGUUCAGCGCGGAGAAACAUGUCCUGCACAGCCACCACCACCACCAUCACCAUCACCACCACCACGGUCACAGUCUCACCAACGGUACAAAGAACCCGACUGUACCUCCAUCUCCUCCGCCGCGGAACGUACCAGAGCAGCUGCAGAAGAAGCUCGCGGUUCCUCCGCAGCCAGCUGCGCUCUUCACGAUACCGCCUCUCAACCUGGUCAAGGCCAAACCUCAGGAUGUCCACGAGAAGACCCGGGACAAAGACCUGAAGCUGAAGCUCAAGAAGGAAAACACAGAGGCCAAUGUGAACUUGAAGAAAAAGAAGGAGCCAAGGCCCCACAUUGACAACGUCAAGUCUCUAACACUGGAGGAAUAUCUCCUGAAGAAGAAAAAGAAGAAGAAGAAGCACCGUGAGGGUGAGCACGUUGCCAAGAAGAAAGUCCGGUACAUGCACAACAAAGCGGUUCAGACUGUGUGUGCAGGGCUCGGGGCAGAUCUCACCCUGCCCGUCCGCCCUGAUCCGCCUCUGCCUGCUACCGUGAAGCACGAAAGCAAUCGCCCGGCUGGCAGAGACGCUAACUACCAACCCCACCUCCACGCUCUCAAACCCGGACACGCCUCCUUCCUCUCCCACCAAGACCACUACAUCCGCAGCUCCUGCCUGCAGACGGGCACUUGGUGCGGACGCUUCAUGCACGAGGAAAGGCAAGCCAACGGCGGGGGGUUAGUUCUGCACGCUUAUGCUGAUGAGAUAGCGCGGCUCAGCCCGGCUGAGAUGGAAUGCUUCGCCCAGGAGUUUCUGGAGUUGGCCUUCGCUGAGAAGCCUCGAGGUGCAGCCGCAUACGCCUUGGCAGUGGUGCACAGUGCGGCCGCCUUCUUACCUGACUUCCUGGACUACUUCGCCUUCAACUUCCCCAACACACCAGUCAAGAUGGAGAUACUGGGCAAGAAAGACAUCGAGACCACCACCAUUGCCAACUUUCACUCUCAGGUGAGCCGGACUUACUGUUCAGGAACCUACCGGUCCGGACCCAUGAGGCAGAUCAGCUUGGUGGGAGCUGUGGACGAGGAAGUUGGAGACUAUUUCCCAGAGUUCCUUGACAUGCUGGAAGAGUCACCCUUUCUCAAGAUGACCCUACCGUGGGGAAGCCUCUCCAGUCUGAAGCUGGACUGUCGCUCUCAGAGUGACGAUGGGCCCAUCAUGUGGGUACGACCAGGGGAACAAAUGGUACCCACUGCUGACAUGCCCAAGUCUCCAUUCAAAAGACGAAGGUCCAUGAAUGAGAUCAAAAAUCUGCACUACCUGCCGAGGGCCAGUGAACCCAGAGAGGUUCUGUUUGAGGACCGGACUAAGGCCCAUGCUGACCAUGUAGGCCAGAGUUUUGACUGGCAGAGCACUGCUGCUGUGGGGGUACUGAAGGCAGUGCACUUUGGAGAAUGGAAUAACCGACCUCGGAUAACCAAAGACGUCGUGUGUUUCCAAGCUGGGGACUUCAAUGAAGUGGUCCACAGGCUGCAGCUGGAUCUGUAUGAGCCCCCAGUGUCUCAGUGUGUCCAGUGGGUAGACGACGCCAAGCUCAACCAGCUGAGGAGGGAGGGCAUCCGCUACGUCCGCGUCCAGCUCUGCGACGACGACAUUUACUUCAUCCCGAGGAACGUCAUCCACCAGUUUAAGACGGUGUCUGCGGUCUGCAGCCUGGCCUGGCACAUCCGCCUCAAACAGUACCACAGAGAGGGGGAGGGCAAGGAGGAGGAGCGGCGGCCCAAUGAUCUCAGUGCCACCUCAGGGCGAUUCUCUUUCUCCUCUCCUGCCAGGCCUGACACCACCGUAACCCCCUGUGCACGACCACAGGGAGACAACAUCCAAGGUGGCGUGGCCAAGACUGAAGAACCUGAGUUCCAGAGACCGGCAACACCUCCCCAGGAGCCUCAGCCAGCCCCUCCACAGCCCACCAAAUCCGUUCACUUGCCCCCAACAUACCAGGAUCCCCUCCUUUACUUGGAAACAGUCCACUCUGGAUGCCCACCUUCACAAGAGCCCAUCCUUCCACACAGCAGAGUUCCCUAAAUGACCUCUCUGCCCAGUGUGGUAAGAGCCUAUAUGAAGGAAUCGUAGACUAAAACUGACAUCUGUCAAUCAGGAAGCCUUUAAAUUAUUUGUUUUUGUAUCUUUAAAUGUUGAUAAAAUGUUCCCAUAUGUUUCUCAGCCAAAAGGAUUUAAUGGGACUGUGUAACACAUUUUGUUCUUUUUUUAUUUGAUGGCACCUGGAACUCUCUACUGUCUCAUUCAAAAGGUGUGAAUCAUAAAGAAACUAUUAUUUUUAGAUUGAA